AUGAGUGGCGAUCACACGGCCUUCUUCUACGGCACCUUGAUGGAGCCCUCGGUCUUCUUCACGGUGACACAGGGCAACGGCAAGCCUGUCCAGGUCAUCAAGGACUUGUACACCUUCACCCCGGCCGUCCUGAACGACCACACCCGCCAUCGCGUCAACUACGCCGACUACCCCGGCAUGAUCCCCGAGAAGGGCGGUUCGGUGCUCGGCGUCUACGCGACGGGACUCACGGACGCCAACGUGUCGAAGCUCGACUUCUUUGAGGGACCGGAGUACAGCAAGAAGGUCGUCACCGUCAAGGUCCGCGGCGAGGACGGCAAGGAGGAGGACAAGCAGGCCACGGCGUACAUCUACAAGUUCCCGGACAACCUGGAGCGGGUCGAGUGGUCCUUUGAGGAGUUCCGCCGGGACAAGUUGCAUGCUUGGACGCGCGAGGACUACGUCUUUGAGGAUGUUUUCGAAUUCGAAGGCUGCGACGACUAUGCAGAGUUUGAGAAAAUAGAACACGAAGCUGCACAGGGCCAAGACGAGCAGGAGAAGGCGGCCAAGCAAGCCGCUGCUUAG
This is a messenger RNA of Colletotrichum karsti, 564 nucleotides long. RefSeq names its product AIG2-like family protein. Lineage: Eukaryota; Fungi; Ascomycota; Sordariomycetes; Glomerellales; Glomerellaceae. The record is from RefSeq and is a predicted model, not a curated record. Bases 1 to 564 code for a protein of 187 amino acids. The transcript is spliced from 4 exons.